CAACAAUCCUGUCACACCUGCAGUAGCUCCGUUGGUCACUGUGCAUACUGUCACCUACUACACCUACUUAAGUAAUCAUGGAAAAGCGUGUUGCAGUUAUUCUUUCUGGCUGCGGAGUCUAUGACGGCACAGAGAUCCACGAGGCCUCUGCCGUCCUGGUCCAUCUGAGUCGUGCUGGAGCAAAAGUGCAGAUGUUUGCCCCCGACGGAGAUCAGAUGCACGUUGUAAAUCACUGCGAGGGGAAACCUACUGAGGAGAAGAGGAACAUCCUGCAGGAAAGCGCUCGUAUUGCUAGGGGCGACGUGACUGAUCUGGCCAAGCUGGAUGUCUCAGCGUUUGAUGCUGCCAUCAUUCCAGGAGGGUUUGGUGUGGCUAAGAACCUGAGCGACUGGGCUUUAAAAAACAAGAGCUGCACCGUCCAGCCACAUCUGGAGAAGAUCAUCAAGGAUUUCCACAAAGCAGGAAAGCCUCUGGGCAUGUGCUGCAUUUCCCCUGUCCUGGCUGCAAAGCUGCUGCCCGGCUGUGAGCUGACCGUGGGGCAGGACAAAGAGUGUGAAAAGUGGCCGUUUGCUCAGACGGCUGGAGCUCUGAAGGACAUGGGCUGCAAACAUGUGAACAAAGACGUGGAUGAAGCUCACGUUGAUGUCAAGAACAAGCUGGUCACCACCUCUGCCUUUAUGUGCAACGCUCCCGUUCACAAAGUGUUUGAUGGAAUCGGCGUCAUGGUUCAAGAAACACUGAAACUUGUCUAAAGAGUGUUAUUACAUAUCUGGUUGUACAUACCUGUUUAAAACAUGCAUCAAAUGUGUUCAUGAGCAUUUUGGCUAUUGUUAAAAUGCAGCAAUUUGCUUUAAUGUAAUUGUAACAGUGUGGAUUGUUUUAAAUUUUCAAUAAAAUGCUUUCUCAAUAUUA
Molecule: messenger RNA, 912 nt
Organism: Xiphophorus couchianus (Monterrey platyfish)
Lineage: Eukaryota; Metazoa; Chordata; Actinopteri; Cyprinodontiformes; Poeciliidae
Product: glutamine amidotransferase-like class 1 domain-containing protein 3A, mitochondrial
Exons: 5
Coding region: 78-752 (224 amino acids)
Source: RefSeq, a predicted model, not a curated record